AGUUCAGCAACUUCUCAAAAUCAAAAAAGGGAAAUCCAAUAAAAAAUAAACAUAAACAAACAAAAAUUGAAAAAUACAGUUUUUUUUAAUAAUAACUUUCCUCUUUCCUUUAACAAAUGAUUUCUUUAAUAAUUUCAAAUAUUAAUCCGAGAAUGUAAAUAAGUAAAAAAUGGGGGACGUUUUCUCACAAGUUGUCGGCGAGGAACACAACGUCAACACAUUAUUAACCCAAGAAAUUUGUAAUUUAACUUACAACGAAUUUUUGACUCUAAUAGGAGAACUGAAUAUUUUAGCCAAAAAAUGUCUGGACUCCAAAGGCUACUCACUGAUGUUUGCUGUGAAAAAAGACACAGAUUCUACAGUGUUUUGGAAAGCCACUGUUCAAAUCGCUUGCGUUAAAAUUGACUCAAAUUCUCAAAAAGUCCUCACCUACAGGUUAUUGUCUUUGAGUCAAUUCCUGAAAGUUUUCAAAACUUUCAAAUGUCAGAUUGUCGCAGCAGAACAGAGUACUAGUGCCAGUACUUUAGGAGAUUUAACAAUCUCUACCAUGUUACACGAGUCACUUAAUUCUGCAGAAAUUCCAAACGAAUGUAUAAUUUGCUUUGAAAGAAAGCAAGAUGUUACUUUGCCUUGUGCUCACAGCUACUGUACUCAAUGUAUAGAAGAAUGGAAUGAAUUCAACAACACUUGCCCAAUCUGCAGAGAAAGACUGGAGAGUCCCAACGAUACAUGGGUGAUUUCAGAAGUUCCCAAUGCUGAGGAAAUAAGUAAUGAAAUUAGGGAAAAUCUUUUGGAACUUUCUGAAGAAAGGCAUUCUAUGUGUAAUCCUUCUUAAAAAGGAGUAUUUUAUUAAGUUUUGUGAUUAGAUUUUUACACAAGUUUUGUGGUUAAAAAAAAAAAUGUUUUUAUGGAAUGAUUGUAAUUUUUAUGUGUUGGUUUUGUCCAAAAUUACAAUAAAAUGUAUUUAAUGUAGGUUUAAAAUAUAUUUUGUUUUCUUAUAAGUUCUUG
Ceutorhynchus assimilis (cabbage seed weevil) is the source of this 1008-nucleotide messenger RNA. NCBI's taxonomy places the organism in Eukaryota, Metazoa, Arthropoda, Insecta, Coleoptera, Curculionidae. The record is from the annotation of a GenBank genome assembly.